AUGAAGUUUCGGGGCGAAUUCAAAGUCGAGAAUCUCCAUCACUUCGUCGGAUGCCUGCUGUGCCUCAGCAAACUAGCUAAUGAUCAUCCCGAUCCUAUGAGCGCCGUGCUCAAAAUCUCAAAGAAAAAGGUCUCAGUAGUUAUUAAAACUAUUUUAUCAACGGACGCCUACCUCGAGAUAGAUACGGCCGAACUAUUCCACAGUCCGUAUAUCCUGGAGGGAAGGGAAGACGACACCAUAGCACUUAACGUCAGCGUCAGCUCACUAUACGAGACUCUAAACGCCGCGGUCAACAGCGAAUAUGCAGCCUUAAAACUCAAAAGGAACAACCAAGUCGCUUCAUUAUCUGUAACUUUCCCGGACCCUGCAUUCCCCAGCAUCUGCAUUACCUUGGACAUAUUGAUCACGCCGGCUGAGGAAUACGCGCAGGCGGAAUCGGUGAUACCGGAAAUACCACCUUGCUCGUGUAACAUUGGGCUCACUAAGUUUCAAAGCAUUAUAUGCUACUUGGAGUCGGCCAAUCGCAUAGGGAAUGAACUGACUGAAUUCGAAGUCUGCCGCGUCAGCAAUCGAAGCAUAUCACAAAGAACGGAUUUUGGAAGGACACAGGACCUGCAAUUACUUGACAACGCGAAUCAACGCGGCGCCAAAACUAGCGUAAUUAGCGAUACUGCCUAUCAAGGUGCUAGCACCAAGACCAACGCGGCGGCUACCAACAGGCAGUCGGAGGGAAGAGAGGUCGACGCGGACGUGGACCAAUCGCACUCACCGAUCUUACUCAAACUCAGGUCGCCUGGAAUUCUCGCGGAACUGGAAACCGCGUUCUACGGGUUACAUUCAUUCUCAUCGCACGUUGGAGAGGAGUCACGAGAGUACGCAAAUAAAAAUCCCAAAACCGUAUUGAAGACUGACGCCGUGUAUACCAUCUGUAAAAACGCCAUCGACUCGAUCAUAUUCAGCAAGCACGAGGCGCUUUUAGUCGCAGCAAUACCAGACGACUACGUAACCGCAGAGUGGACUUAUUUCAUAUUCUCGGUUAUCGCGCUCGACAGCUGCCAAAUGAUAUUCAAAUUGCCAAACCAAGUAUCGGAAACACAAUGA
This is a messenger RNA of Babesia bigemina, 1101 nucleotides long. RefSeq lists its product as hypothetical. Bases 1 to 1101 code for a protein of 366 amino acids. NCBI's taxonomy places the organism in Eukaryota, Apicomplexa, Aconoidasida, Piroplasmida, Babesiidae. The transcript has 9 exons. Gene Ontology annotation, biological process: DNA damage checkpoint signaling. Gene Ontology annotation, cellular component: checkpoint clamp complex. The record is from RefSeq and is a predicted model, not a curated record.